Molecule: messenger RNA, 297 nt
Organism: Pipistrellus nathusii (Nathusius's pipistrelle)
Lineage: Eukaryota; Metazoa; Chordata; Mammalia; Chiroptera; Vespertilionidae
Source: the annotation of a GenBank genome assembly
AUGAUAAAUGAAGUUGAUGCUGAUGGUAAUGGCACAAUCGACUUCCCAGAAUUUUUGACAAUGAUGGCAAGAAAAAUGAAAGACACAGACAGUGAAGAAGAAAUUCGAGAAGCAUUCCCCGUGUUGGAUAAGGAUGGCAAUGGCUAUGUUAGUGCAGCAGAGCUUCGCCAUGUGAUGACAAACCUUGGGGAGAAGUUAACAGAUGAAGAGGUUGAUGAAAUGAUCAGGGAAGCAGAUAUUGAUGGUGGUGGUCAAGUAAACUAUGAAGAGUUUGUACAAAUGAUGACAGCAAAGUGA